AAAAAACCUUUCGGCAAGCACGUGUAGUGUCCUAUCGAUCCAAGGCUAUAGCACUAGGCUUAAUGCCUUAAGACUGGGUCGGUCCAAGGUGGUGUGAAGUGAUUCCCACAGGUUUAUGUCAACACUGUUGACUGGCAAGCAAGGGCAACCAUGGGAGAAAAGGCAGAGUCUGCAAAGCGAAGAAAAAUAGCACAUGACACCAGUGCUGAAGCAGACACAUCACUCCCAGUUGUCUCUAAGAGCAUAUCAGAGCAGCUGCUAAAAAAUCAGAGUAAUGCUCAGAAGGAAAAGCAGAAAAAAAUUAAGGAAGCUAACAAACUCAUGAAAAGGGAAAAGCGGAAGCAGCGAGUCAAGAAAGAAAAGUUGAAUGCACAUAAAGAGGUUGCAGUUUCUUCCACAAAGAAAACAUCCCCAGAAUAUGCUGUGGCAUACGUGCAGCAAUGGAAGGAAGAUAAGGACAACUGGAAGUUUCAAAAGCUGGUGCAGGCUUGGAUUCUGCAAAAUCUCCUGGAUGACACUAAAAUUAGCCGGGAGGACUUUCCGCUGGUGAUGGAGUACGCGGCGUCGGUGCGCGGCGCCGCCCGUCGCCGCCUCUCGGACGAGCUGCUGGCCGUGGUGGAGGCGCGCGACCGGUGGCCGUCGCUGCGAGCCGAGGGCCAGAGCCGCGAGCAGGCGUGCGAGGCGCUCGGCCGCGCCAAGCCCUCCAAGCGGGCGUACCGACGCGCCAGCCGGCUCCUCCAGAGCAUGGGCGAUGACGAGGAGUGACCCGCGGUGGCGGCGGUGGGCGGGUGUGAACCCGGCAUGUCAGCCAAGCGGACAAGACGGCGUGCCGCGGGGUCGACCGGCGCGUCCCGAGACCGGACCACCGGUGGCGAGGGAUGAUGGGAGCGAGCGAUGCACGGCAGUAUGGCCUCGAUCUGUCGAUCUGUCCGCCGUGACAGAACUCCCGUGGUUUUGGACUCGUGCUCGACGUGUGUGGAGCGUUCCCCCGGUCGGUGGUGGGGCUCUCCGACGCGCAAGGAGCUGUUCCGCGGUGCUGUUAUUUGCGCUGUUGGGAGGCGGGGUAGGUUGCCGCGCUUCGCCGUCCGUCGGUGACAGUGGACUGCAAGAUGCCGGAAGCUUCUACCAGGUGUUUAUGUUUGUUUGAAAUGCAUGUCGACGACUC
Molecule: messenger RNA, 1165 nt
Organism: Pollicipes pollicipes
Lineage: Eukaryota; Metazoa; Arthropoda; Thecostraca; Pollicipedomorpha; Pollicipedidae
Exons: 3
Coding region: 151-765 (204 amino acids)
Source: RefSeq, a predicted model, not a curated record